Molecule: messenger RNA, 4626 nt
Organism: Sinocyclocheilus anshuiensis
Lineage: Eukaryota; Metazoa; Chordata; Actinopteri; Cypriniformes; Cyprinidae
Product: F-box only protein 10-like
Exons: 11
Coding region: 326-3244 (972 amino acids)
Biological process (GO): regulation of apoptotic process; ubiquitin-dependent protein catabolic process
Molecular function (GO): protein binding
Source: RefSeq, a predicted model, not a curated record
CGAAAGCUUAAUAUCACGUGUAUUGCUGCACAGUAAAAGCCAUGUUGCUUAACAACUGUGUCAGACAAAAGGGAAAAGUUGUCGUUGUCGUUCGUAGAAAAACAUUCCCCGGCCCGCCUCCUGAAUGAAAAUACUUGAGCCCUAUUUUCCACGCCUUCAAAAACAAGGAAAAUACCAAAAAAUACGAGAUUUUUACCGGAUGGGUGUUUGGUUUCUGCUCGUAACCCAAGAGAAAACGAUGAGCCUUACGUCUGAUAAAAUGCUAGCUGAACACAGUAUUGUCAGAGGCGAUCUGCCCAGGUGAGGUGGUGUGGUGCUGACAGAUAUGGAGGUGGGAAGUCUUCCUGUCGAGCUUUGGCGCCUCAUCCUGGCAUACCUGCCUCUGCCAGAUCUGGGUCGAUGCUGUCUGGUGUGCAGAGCCUGGCGGGAGCUCAUUCUGAGUUUGGAUAGCACACGUUGGCGCCAGCUCUGUCUAGGAUGCCGUGAAUGUCGCCACCCAAAUUGGCCCCGUCGCCCCCACCUGCCCCCGGUUUCCUGGAGAGAGGCUCUGCGUCAGCAUGCUCUUGCCAGCCGUACAUGGACCCAGAAUGGCUCGGACCUCCACUCGUCUGCCUGCCUCCAUCUUUUCCGCCGGAGAAAAGACCGCAGAGUUUGGCAUGCCGGGACCAUAGCAGGAGGUGGCUAUGAGACUCUUAGGGGAGUGCUGGCUGCGGCAGGGCCGUAUGAUAAGGUGGUGCUCCACGCGGGUGUGUAUGAGGAACAGGUGGAGGUGUCCCUCAAGGUGCCUGUGGAGAUUGUUGGAUUGGGCAAGUUGGGGGAUGUGUCGUUGUUGGUUAGCUUUGAUCAACAAUGCCCAACAGCGAGGCUGUGCAAUCUGGUGUUCAUGCCAGCGUGGUUUUCACCGGUGGUUUAUAAGACGUCUUCUGGUCAUGUCCAGUUGGACAACUGUAACUUUGAGGGCUGUCAGCUGCACAUCCGGGGUCCCGGGACAUGUCAGGCUCGUUUCUGCUCAUUUGCCCAGGGCAGCUCAGCCCAUUUUCUGGGGGUGGCCAUCAGUUUAAUGGACAGUUGUGAGUUCUCAGGGGGAGAUUCUGCCUCUGUCACUGUGGAAGGUGCUCCGGUCUCUGAACGCAACUGGGCCUUCAAACACCUGGUCGCCUUGGUCAAGACCUUCACCAUGAUGACUAGUAAUGGGUCAACUGAAAUAUCUAAUCAGGGCGGGAAAGACAGUGUGGGUGCUGGUAGUCAUGUAAACACACCCUUGGAAGGAGUUAACACAAUGGAGGACUGGAAUAAACAGGAAGUAGAUUGGGAAGCAAACUGGGCAAAACAGAAAGGUGGAGGUAGUCUUCUUCCAAGUCAGGAUGGUACAGUGAUUGAGGAGGAUGGCAUGGAAACAUCGAGUGAGUCAAGUGAUGAAGAUGAUGAGCAAGACGGCGAGAAAGGCACAGGCUUAAAACUUUCAUAUGAUCAGCACGGACUAGCGCAUCUCUCCAAAGCAGAUACGCCUGAUUCUUCUGCAUUUCCUGCACUGUUGAGUCUGUCUGCAGAACUGCAGAGGGAUGCAGAGGCGCGGGACUUGGCUGCAUUGGUUCAAGGCUGCCUGCUGCGGCGCUGUCUGCUGCGUGAUGGAAAAGGUGGUGUGCACCUGUGCAAUCACGGUCAAGCUCGACUGGAGGCCAAUGUGUUCAGAGGGCUCAACUAUGCAGUGCGCUGCAUCCAGAAUGCCAAAAUGGUGAUGUUGCGUAAUGAAGUGUGUGGGUGCAAGGCGUCUGGUGUGUUCCUGCGACUCUCUGCUCAAGGUCUCAUUGCUGAGAACAACAUUCAUUCCAAUGGGGAAGCGGGACUAGACAUCCGCAAAGGGGCUAAUCCUAUCAUACUGUGUAAUAGAAUCCACAGUGGCUUGCGUUCUGGGAUUGUUGUCCUGGGCAACGGGAGAGGUUCUAUCCGCAGCAACCAGAUCUACGGCAACAAGGAAGCUGGCGUGUAUAUUCUUUUUAAUGGCAAUCCUGUUGUCAGUGGAAAUCACAUUUUCCAGGGCCUUGCAGCAGGCAUUGCUGUCAACGAGAAUGGAAGAGGACUGAUCACUGAGAAUGUUAUAAGGCAGAACCAGUGGGGUGGUGCUGAUAUCCGUCGAGGAGGUGAUCCAGUCCUCCGCAAUAACUUCAUCUGUUAUGGCUACUCGGAUGGAGUGGUGGUGGGAGAGAGAGGGAGGGGCCUCAUUGAGGGCAACCACAUAUACGGGAACAGAGGCUGUGGGGUGUGGGUAAUGUCAUCUAGUCUACCUCAGCUCAUUGGAAACCAUAUUACCCAUAACCGCAUAUAUGGGCUGGCCGUGUUUUGCCGGAAGGACACGGAGUCUGCUGUGAGCCGAGAGGGCUAUCGCUCUUUACAGGAAAGAGAGAGAGGAGUCGGGGUUGGAGAGAGGGACAGAGGAGGUCCUGAGAACUUCAAUGAGGAAGGAGAACUGAUGGCAUGGGAAAGUGAUAUCGAUAGCGAAGAUGAACGCUUUUCCUCUCGACGGCCAAUCACAGUAGCCCUAGUGGAAAACAACUGCAUUAGUCACAACAGAGCUGUUGGAGUGUAUGUGAAGAGCAGUGAGCCUCUGAACGUGGUGGCCAACAUGGUGAACAGUAACAGAGGAGAUGGCGUGUCUGUCAUUCAGAGCGCUCAGCUGACGCGUUUAGUUGGAAACUGUGUCCUCUGUAAUGGCUGGACAGGAGUGGCCGUGGACCGAGAGUGUCGAGUAGAGCUGCGUGGCAAUGGGGUUUAUGGCAAUAACUGUCACGGUGUCUGCUUCCGGGGCGAUGGGCUGAUUGUGGAAAACGAUGUGGUUGGAAAUAAUGCUGUUGGAAUACGAGUGAUGGACAAUGCAGAUGUUAAAGUAUUGAGGAAUCGUGUUCAGGUGUUGCGGGGUUAUGGGAUUUCUGUAAAGGAGCGGGUCCGAGGUGUGGUUCAGGAGAACCUGGUUUAUCAGAGCCACUCUGCGAGUACUAAAAACCCCAUACGGACAAACAAACAGAACCUGGAGUGUGUUGUACUUAACAACUCUCUGCUCACACCCAGAUCACAAGCGCUUUGGACCUUGGAUAAUCCACCUCCUCGUCCUCACAAUAGUAACCCUUCUAGCGUCACCCCCUCCACACUUCCUGCUCACCUUGCCAUCACCAUGACAAACAGAAUCACUGCCUCUGUAGAAAGUGGUUGCCAUAACAACGGCAGCAUCUUUUGCUCAAUUUUAUGAGGUACAUAUUUCCUGGCUUUAUAGCUCCACAACAUCAGAUGGAUAUUCCUACAAUGUUCCCUCAAUGUGAACCCUGGGUGAAGGAGGACACCGAGGAGGUGAAGGCACUGCUUCAAUGUUGGAUGGAUGAUGAACAAUCAGAUUAAGCCUCAAGCACAUGACGUUAAAAUGAUCAAAAAGCACUUUUUUAAUAUGAUUAACCAAAGGUAGGUUGUUUAGUACAGUGGUUCCCAACCCUGGUCCUGGAGGCACCCCAACACUGCACAUUUUGCAUGUCUCCUUUCUGUGACACACCAAUUUUAGGUCUUGAAUUCUCUACUAAUGAGCUGAUGACCUGAAUCAGGUGUGUUUGAUUAAGGAGACAUACAAAACGUGCAGUGUUGGGGUGCCUCCAGGACCAGGGUUGGGAACCACUGGUUUAGUAGUCCGAUAAUCAAACUUUAAAGGAUUAAGACCACCUUUUUGAUAUACUUGGAUCUGAAAUUAAUCAGUCAACUCACUCUAAAUUGAUCAGUGUUUACGAGCAACUUAUUGGAGUUUGGAUUUUGGCAUCAUGAAAUGGAAACAUUCAGAUAUGCAGUGGCCACUAUGAUAGCGGUUUUACUAUUUUGGAGACUGGGAGCAAGAGUUAUCAUACCCAGAUUAUCAUAAGUUCACAGCUAAACUCGAGCUUUUGAGCCCUGUUAUAAUGUCAAAAAAACCUUAGUAGUAAGAAAAUAACAAGAGACUAAUGAUAAAUUGUAACUUCAAUCAGUUUUCAGGUAGUUAUCCUAAAGUAGUCACAGGGCUUAAAAGUGGUUGGAUUUCUUAAGAGACCUUGGCUAUGUUCAGAAUGGAAUACUAGCUUACUAUUUACUAAACUUUACAAAGUAUAUACACUUUAAAUUGUCUGUUAUUCUUUAAAGAUGAUAAAACUAUAGGUAUAAUACUGAAUCAACAAACACUGUUGUGUAUGACCUCAUUGUAUGUGAGUGGCGACCAGUUGACUUGAAUUUUCAAGGUUAUUUUGCGGUUUAAAAAUGAAUUUUUGUGUAAAAAUGUCAGUCUGAUCAAAUAAGACUAAUACGAUGCUGUAUUUUCUGUUCAUUCAUUAUACUGGAACUUUAAAAGUCAUUGCUUGUAAAUGUUGGAUGAUUCGGUAUGUGAACAUUUGCACACUAUGCGUAGUAUAUACUGCAGGAAUAGUAUGGAAGUAUGCCAUUACGAACAUAGCCCAUCACUAAAAUAAUGGGUCUUGUAAUGUGAUUUAGUCCCAGAACACUAGACCUUAUUUAUCAAAAAGUAGCCAUCUUCUGUUAGAUUUACAGCUGGCUGUUAUUAUUUUUGUAAUGUUCUCAUACCAACUGCUGGUUUGAUUUGUAAAGUGCAAUAUGUAUAAUAAA